Molecule: messenger RNA, 372 nt
Organism: Drosophila montana
Lineage: Eukaryota; Metazoa; Arthropoda; Insecta; Diptera; Drosophilidae
Exons: 2
Coding region: 1-372 (123 amino acids)
Source: RefSeq, a predicted model, not a curated record
AUGAGCAGAGAGCUCAAUAAAAAAAGCCUGCGAGCAGUUGUGGACCGAAGAGAGCGUUUGUUUAUUUGGACUCUGCUGGCGGCGGCGGCGCUUUGUCUGCAUUGGGCCAAGGCGGAUGUUUCGCAGCUGGUUCAGUCGGGCAAUGGAUUUGUCUACGAUGUGCCCAGGGUCAGCGAGCUGGAGCUGGAGCUGAACAAUGAGUUUCCCACGGGCCAGGAGUUUCCCCAAGAUGCCAUACCCGUCGCCCCCUCCGAUGCAGAGCUGGGCCAGCUUGAGGAGCAGGAGCCGGUCGCCGAUGAGAGCGCUGCCUAUGCCUCGUCCAAGAGUCAUGGAUAUGCCUACCGAGUGCCCAGCAGACGCUUCAAGAGCUAA